AUGGCUACUGUAAGUCGUCAAGGUCAAGGAGUGCAUGCUGAGCGUAUAAUGAUAGAUAGAUUGAGUAAUCUUCCAGACCCUAUAGCCCACCACAUUUUUUCCUUCGUUGAUCUAAAAGACAUCGUACGAGUGGGCUGUGCGUCCAAAAGAUGCAGACAAUUUCACCUGUCAACUCCAACUUUGAGUUUCAAUUUCAAUGAAUUUCCCGACAUAAAGAAAUCCCCGUGUAGCAAGAGGUUAGAGGUGAUGAAUUCUUUGGAUAGGUUGUUAGCUCAUCGCCGGAACGAUAAGUUAAAACGCUUCCACAUCCAUUGGGUUCCCCAAAACCGCUACGUGGAGGACUGCUCUUGUGAUGAGAGCUUUCGGAUCAUGACGUGGGUCUACGAUGCAGUAAGGUGCAAAGUUGAAGAGCUUGAUCUUGACAUCUGUGUGCAUCAAGAGACACCAUUAGCAUUAUCGUCUUUCAUGUUUCUUUGUGAUUCUUUGAGGUCUUUAUCAGUGAACAUGAAGUGUGUUCUCAAAGCACCGCCCCUCGAUUCGUCAUCUAAUCUAAAACACCUGAAUUUGAGAGAAGUUUGUAUAGUAGACGAGGAGUUUUUCACAUGGAUCUCAUGUUGCUGCAAGUGCAUAAAGGAAUUGCGUCUUCAUGAUAUUUAUGGGGUACAAAAUAUCACCAUCGAAAGCUCUUCUCUGGAAUCAUUUGUUUUUCGGUGUCCCGGUUUGAGUGCUGGCUGCAAUCUCAACAUCUCAGGAGAGAAACUUGAAAGCUUACAUAUCUAUUGGGGAAAUGUUUUUCUUGACAGGAAAUCGUUGUUAAAUCUUUUCGCUCCAAAUCUUAAAUCUUUGAUUUGGUCGGGGAGUUUGUUUUCUCACCAAAAUGUGGGGAAAUUAACGCGUUUAGAGAAGGCUGAGCUUUCUUUGAAAGUUAAGUCUGGAAAAGAGUUCGACAUCAUAUAUGAGAUUCUCUGCAGCAUGCCUGAGGUUAAAGUUCUUAUUCUACACAAAGAGAUCACCAAGGCUCUGUUAAAGGAAGGUCCUAUACCAACACUCUUUUGUGCUCGGAUUCAUUAUUUACAAAUGCACAUGGAGGGCUUGUUUGAUUUUCUGGUCCAUGCAAUGGUCUGUUUUUUUCGAGGAAUGCCAAGUUUGAAUGCUUUGUACCUAAAAUCUGACCAAAUCACCUUCCACCCUGAAGCUAGAUCAUCCGGGUUUGACGCGGAAUUCUGGAAAUUGCAAAACCUUGCUUUUAUUAAGAAACUGAGGCUGGUAAACAUUGAGCUUUCCAAUGGGUCUAAUGGAAUCGAGUUAGCAAGGUAUGUCCUCGAGCAUGCUCAGAACUUGGAGAAAUUGGCGAUUGUGCAUUCACCUGAGCAAUCUAAUGCUAUAGGGAAGUUAAAUGAAAGCAAGAAAGCUCCCAAUGCCAUAGUUGUCUUUGAAGAAGAUCAAGAAAGAGGGACAAGAAAGCAUGGGCCUCGCGCAUUUUGGUUGUUUUCCCGAAUGCUGCAGAGACCUUUUUCUCUCGACUCAAUUUGGUCUCUGAACUUUGAUGACUAUGGCUAUCCUUAG
Messenger RNA from Prunus armeniaca (apricot), 1566 nucleotides. The record is from the annotation of a GenBank genome assembly. NCBI's taxonomy places the organism in Eukaryota, Viridiplantae, Streptophyta, Magnoliopsida, Rosales, Rosaceae.